AUGCUCAUUGAUCUGCUUCCCCUUACCACGAACCACACUCUGCUACCAUUUGUUAAGCUUAUGGAUCAUUGUGUUAAGGUUAACACAGAAACCAUCGACUUCGCAAGCACAGGCAUGAACCACACGGAGGGAGGCUGGCCCAAGGAUGUGUCCACGACCGAGGAUGACCAGAAGGUCCGCUACAGGAAGAAAAUCGAGAAGGAUGACGUCUAUAUACAUUCCAUGUUGCAGCUCGGUCAGAAGAUCGAGCACUGCAUCCGCCAGAACAACGCCAUCGACAUCUACGAGAUGUACUUCGAGUCGGAGGAGAGUCCCAUGGUGGAGGAGCCGGACCCCAUCAAGACCGUGAACGUGAUCAGGGACCCCCAUGGAGGUCAGAGGAUGGUGACCUCGGUGAGUUUCGCUCCCGAAGGAGGUCACAAGAUCGCCGCCGCCUACUCGUCCUCCAAGUUCAUGGCGCUGAAGGAGACGACGCCCAAGAUGUCCUACAUAUGGGAUAUAAUGACACCAAGCAACUGGAUCCACCAAAGACAAGGCCACUCUAGAUGCACGACGGAGGACGAUGAUCAACAACGCCCCGAGAUUAUGCUGUGCCACAUCCACUCAUCUCGCCAGAUUUCAGUCUCAUUGAGAAUGUUUGGGCGGCCAUGGGCAGAGACUUCCCCCAAAAUCAUACCUGCAAGCAAUUAUUGCAUGGGAGUGGUUGCGCUCUGGAGACGGACGCCAGUUAACGGCAUUCUUGCUAGCGCUCGCCAAUCUGGUGGCCACUGCAGCAGCAGCCCAGAACUGGAACUGCACGCGCCCUCCUGGCUGCAGUAUCUACAGUAUAAUCCCAAAGACCCGCAUGUUAUUGCAGCAGGCCUCUACAACGGCCAGGUGUCCUGGUGGGACACGCGGCAAGGCCCCCGCCCCGUGGAGUCGACGUCGCUGGAAGUGAGUCACGCGCAGACGGUCACGGCGCUCACGUGGAUGGCUCACAAGACACGCUCCGAGCUCUUCACUGUCUCCACUGACGGAAGGGUGCUGUGGUGGGACACGCGCAAGCUCUCUCAGCCCACGGACUCUCUCGUCCUCGACCCCCUGCGCGAGGAUCCCCCGAACGUCUCGAAGGCGCUGAGUGCCACCUGCGUCGAGUACGAGGUCACGAUGCCCACGAAGCUGAUGGUGGCCACGGAGCAGGGCCAGGUGGUGGCCUGCAACAGGAGGGCCAGGAGUCCCCCGGACAGGAUCAGCAUGAUCUACAACGCCCACAUUGCGCCCAUCUAUGCCAUUCAGAGGAACCCCUUCUUCCUCAAGAAUUUUAUGACAGUCGGCGACUGGACCAUCAAACUAUGGGCCGAGGAUUUUAAAGAAUCUCCCAUCCUGUGGACCAAACCCGCGCCGUCGCAGGUCGGCCCUUCGUGCUCUGUUGGCCUCUGGAUGAGGAGCGGAUGCUGGAGCGCCUCAAGAUCCUCCGUCAUGUUCACGGCUCGCCUCGACGGAGCCCUGGACGCGUGGGAUCUCCUCACCUCCUGGAGCAAACCCGCCGCGUCAGUGCAGGUCGUGGACGAGGCUCUUGAAACAGUGACGACCCACGAGGGCGGCAGACUCCUGGUGGCGGGCUCUCAGCUGGGCACGCUGUCCCUCCUCCACCUGCCCUCCAGGCUCGUCAUGCCCUCCGACAAGCACGAGAAAGCAGCGUUUACGGCCAUCCUGGAGCGGGAGACGAGGCGCGAGCGAGUCCUCGAGGCGCGCCACAAGGAGCAGCGCCUUCGGGAGCGUGUCCGAGGAGGCGCCGGGAGAGGGGGGGCGGGCGGCCCUCCAGGUGCCCCUGGGGGGGACGCCGCGCCCGCCAGGAACGCCAUCAAGGAGGCAGAGGAAGAGUACCUGCGGCGGGUGGCGGAGUCACUCAAUAGCUACGAGGAGGAAAUACCAGUAAAGGUUUAUAAUUUUUCCUCGAGCAUAACGGCGACCUUUACGGCGUCUCGAUGUCACAAGCGAGAUAAAUCCUUUUGCCUUUGUGAAGAUAGACUAUCAUGUCUAGUUUCCGCUCUCUAUGCAAAGCUGUUGCAUCGCGUUGCUAGUUCACGGCAGAGCAACCCCAUAGCAGAAACUGAAGUGGAUUAA
Messenger RNA from Penaeus indicus, 2106 nucleotides. RefSeq names its product dynein axonemal intermediate chain 2-like. Gene Ontology annotation, biological process: outer dynein arm assembly; cilium movement. NCBI's taxonomy places the organism in Eukaryota, Metazoa, Arthropoda, Malacostraca, Decapoda, Penaeidae. The coding region runs from base 1 to 2106 and encodes 701 amino acids. The transcript has 14 exons. Gene Ontology annotation, cellular component: outer dynein arm. Gene Ontology annotation, molecular function: dynein heavy chain binding; dynein light chain binding. The record is from RefSeq and is a predicted model, not a curated record.